Molecule: messenger RNA, 1317 nt
Organism: Helianthus annuus (common sunflower)
Lineage: Eukaryota; Viridiplantae; Streptophyta; Magnoliopsida; Asterales; Asteraceae
Exons: 4
Coding region: 112-1215 (367 amino acids)
Source: RefSeq, a predicted model, not a curated record
CACAGUAGCCUAAACUUGGUUGCCUUUAUUAGGUAGCAAAAUUGUGGCUCAAGUUCCUCACAAUCUCAGCAAAGUAGCAGAGCGAAAGAGAGCGCAAAGGCGCGUCCGUCAAUGGCAGCUUUUGCUGCCUCCUCUUUUCUCUCCCCUGCUCCUUCACUCUCUUUUCGUCCAACCAACCCCCUAUCUCCCCCCACCCUUCGUUUCACCAGAAGUUUUUUACACGUCAAAACCCUAGUUUUCGCUUCUUCUUCAGGUGAAAUUAGGCCCUACGAAGGGGACUCACGCUCAAAGAAAUCGUUAUUGUUGAAGUUGAUUCAAGAGAUUGAGCCGUUGGAUGUGAGUGUUAUUCAGAAAGAUGUUCCGCCUACUACUGUGGACGCUAUGAAGAGGACUAUAUCUGGAAUGCUUGGAUUGCUACCUUCGGACCAGUUUCAAGUUUUGAUUGAAGCUUUGUGGAAGCCGCUUUCGAAGUUGUUGGUUUCUUCUUUGAUGACAGGGUAUACUUUAAGGAAUGCUGAAUACAGGCUGUGUCUGGAGAAGAACUUUGAUACCGACGAAGAUAAGCAUACAAUUGAAGAUUCUAAAUCACCAGUAUUAUUGAACAGUGAUAUAUUAAUAAAUACACCAGCUGGUCAAGAGGAUGAGUUGCAUAAGCCUACUGAAAACAGAUAUCAAAUUCCAGAUCUUGGUCAAAUGACCCCGGAAGUGCAACAAUAUAUUCUAGAACUGCAAUCCCGCUUGUCUUCUGUCAAAAAGGAGCUACAUGAAGUAAAAAGGAAGAACGCAGCCCUCCACAUGCAACAGUUUGUCGGGGAAGAAAAGAAUGAACUGCUGGACUACUUAAGAUCUUUACAACCGGAAAAGGUUGCUGAACUGUCGGAACCGACAUCUGCUGACCUGAAAGAAACAAUCAACUCCGUUGUUCAUGGUCUGCUUGCAACUCUGUCGCCUAAAGUGCACUCACAAGCUCCACUUAUAUCUGAAAACACCUCAAUAGGAGUCUCAAAUAAUGGAAGUGGAAGUAAUGAUGCGGUGGACAACACUUCGAUGCAGUUUCAGCCCCUCGUUUCUUUGAGUCGGGACUAUCUAGCGCGUUUACUGUUUUGGUGCAUGUUGUUGGGGCAUUACCUCAGAGGGCUGGAGUACCGGGUGGAACUUAUGGAUCUUUUAUCAUUGUCACAGAGUGACGGUUCUGAUGGUGGUAAUAUGAUGUAAAUUAAUGGCUAUAUAUACGCGUUUGAAUCUUGUUUUUGUAAUUGCAAGUGAGAUUGAUUUUAAUAUUUUAUGGUUCAGUAGAUUCAAGUUCAUUCAUAAUAA